GUGGCGCAACGGAGUCGCAACGGUUUCUCCUUGUCCUUGGAACCAUGGAUCCGCAUGGCCCUGACCAAGCAGGUGCAUCGUUUGGUGGAAGACGGGCUCCUGGACGACCUCGAGGGCCUGCACUGUGAGAAAUGCAGCCAGGGCGCUGUCGAGGCUUGGCGGGGCGUUGAUGUGGCCCGCGCCUUGGACGUGGGAGAGAAGUGCGCGCGCCGUUACAUGGACUUUGCACGAGACAUCAUGCGCGAG
Molecule: messenger RNA, 246 nt
Organism: Prorocentrum cordatum
Lineage: Eukaryota; Dinophyceae; Prorocentrales; Prorocentraceae
Source: the annotation of a GenBank genome assembly